ACCAUCGGGAUCAAAAUCCACAUUGUGCACAAACAAAGAUAGCUUAUUUAUUUUGCAACAAAAAAAAAAAAAAAUUCAACCUAAAUUUAUAGUGUUCUGCAGAAAUUCAUGUGCAUCCUGUAUGUGUGUGUGUGUUGUGUACAGGAUGUGUGUGUUAUUCAGUAAUAAAUGCAGAACCGCCUCACUCUAAUCAAGCUGAUUAAAAAUUCCUGCGCGCGUGCAGGCGGAAAUCCACCAUCAUCAUCCUCAUUCUCCGGCACUUUUACUUUAUUUUCGCCUCCAUCCUCCUCCAGGACAGCGGGAGGACCCGAAAUCCGUCUUCAAUCGCGUCGUUUAGGAGGUUUAGAGAUGAGGAGAAGCGGCAGGCAGCGCGGAGAGGGAGGGAUGAGCCGAUGCAACUCAUAAUUUAAUGGGGACAGAGAGAGAGAGAGAGAGAGAGAGAGAGACGAAGAGAGAGAGAGAGACACACACACACAGAAGGGAAACAGAAAGAAAAGGACCGAGCGCGAAUGUUACAAAUGUAACAAGCGGAAGAUACAAUGUAGCGCUGACGUGCGUCAGGAAUGUUCUCAUGCUCUGAUGUUCCAUUCGACGUUCGAAAGUGUAUCGCGCACUUUUAAAGCUGCUUUGGAUCCGCAUAUCGGCUCGAGAUGAGACGGCAGGUCGCCGGGGCUUCGUGCUGUUGUUUGGCCAGAUGAGAGGCGAUUCACGAGCGCUUCUGAUCCUAUAGGCUCGCGUUGUUGAAGCUCAAUGGGAUGUGUAGGGAACGCCGAUGCUUACUUUUAUUUUUUAGCGUUAUUUUGCGUACGGAACGGACGGUGGAUGUGAUGGUAAACUCUAUUGAACUCUAUAGACUUACCGGAGAUCGCAUUUAGGAUUGAUGCAUUUUUUUUUUUUUUUUUUUUUUUUUUUUUUUUAGAUUUCAUCACGUUUUUAAGUACUUUGCGCUUCGUAUAUAUGUAUUAUCCGCUGUAAUUCAUGUGAUAUUAGGCACUGGUGUGGGCGAUCUGGAAGUUUUGCAUGUUUUAGAAUAGAAUAGCUGACAUAAAACUGAAGUUUGUGCUCCUCCUGCCAAAACUUGAAGUCGCUGUUCAUCCACAGCUCUUUAUAUGCUCGUCUUAAAGUGGUGACAGCGAGCAGUGGUGCUGAGAACCAUGGAGCAUCUCAGCGAAACAUGCCUGGGGAAGGAGAACUGUGAGAUGGUCAACAGUCUGAACGACACCAAGGCCCCUCCGGCUAAACUGGCCCGUCUGGAACAGAACGGAAGCCCGCUCGGCAGGUCUCGUCUGGGCAGCACUGGAGCUAAACUCUCCGGAGUGCCCUUCAAACCCUCUGGACAUCAUCUGAAGGCCUGCCACAAGAGGGGUAACAUGCUGCCGGUGUUUUGUGUGGUGGAGCACUAUGAGAGCCCCAUCGAGUUCGACAGCAAAGAGGAACAUGCUGAGUUCGUUCUGGUCAGGAAGGACAUGCUCUUCAACCAGCUCAUCGAGAUGGCUCUGCUCUCCCUGGGCUACUCGCACAGUUCGGCUGCGCAGGCUAAAGGUCUGAUUCAGGUGGGCAAGUGGAACCCCGUGCCUCUUUCCUACGUGACGGAUGCACCCGACGCCACAGUGGCGGACAUGUUACAGGAUGUGUACCAUGUGGUCACGCUGAAAAUCCAGCUACACAGUUGUCCUAAACUGGAAGACCUUCCUCCAGAGCAGUGGACCCACUCUACAGUAAGAAAUGCGCUCAAGGAGUUACUCAAAGACAUGAACCAGAGCUCUCUGGCAAAAGAAUGUCCCUUAUCACAGAGUAUGAUUUCUUCAAUUGUUAACAGCACUUACUAUGCAAAUGUGUCUGCGGCGAAGUGUCAAGAAUUCGGACGCUGGUAUAAACAUUUCAAGAAGACAAAAGACAUGAUAGUCGUGCGCCAGCCCUCCCAGCUGGAGGGUUACCUGGGGACGUGUGUCCUCCACGACAGUCCGCGUGCCACCACGUUAGCUGAGAUGGACGGUCUGUCUGAUCUUUCUCCACCUGGAACAAACCACCUCAGCUUCAGUCAGCAGCCCAUCCCGGGCAGCACAGCCGAGCAGCCCCCGUCCCCGGUGCCCCUGUCCCACAGCAGUCAGGCCCCCGGUCGUGCCCAGCUCCCCGGCCUGCACCCCGGCCUGGUGUCCACCCCAAUAAGUCCCCAGCUGGUGAGUCAGCAGAUGGUAAUGGCUCAGAUCCUCAACCAGCAGUACGCCGUCAACCGUCUCCUGGCCCAGCAGUCCCUGAGUCAGCAGUACCUCAACCACCCGCCCGUCAACCGCGCGCUCAACAAACCGCUGGACGCGCAGGUGUCCUCCAACUCCGAGGUCUCCUCAGAGAUCUACCAGUGGGUGAGAGACGAGCUGAAGAGGGCGGGAAUCUCCCAGGCCGUGUUCGCCCGUGUGGCCUUCAACAGGACGCAGGGUCUUCUCUCAGAGAUUCUUAGAAAAGAGGAAGACCCCAAGACAGCGUCUCAGUCCCUCCUGGUCAACCUGCGAGCGAUGCAGAACUUCCUGCAGUUACCGGAAGCGGAGCGGGACCGGAUCUACCAGGACGAGAGGGAGCGCAGCUUGACCGCAGCCUCGGCUAUGGGCCCCGCGCCCCUCAUCAGCACCCCUCCCUCGCGCCCUGUACAGCCCAGAAGAGAGGAGUGUAACAAUGUGAGACCAGAAGACUGGAAUCCCAGAAUUCCAGUGGGCAUCUCUCCUGUCAAGCCCAGCCCUCUGACCUCCGAGUGGAAUGGGAAAUCCGAGAGCUGCGUGUUAAACAUCAACUCCUCCAUCUACGACGAGAUCCAGCAGGAGAUGAAGAGGGCCAAAGUGUCCCAGGCCAUGUUCGCCAAGGUCGCCGCCUCAAAGAGCCAGGGCUGGCUGUGUGAACUGCUGCGCUGGAAAGAAGACCCGUCCCCGGAGAACCGCACACUCUGGGAGAACCUUUCCAUGAUCCGCCGCUUCCUCAGUUUGUCCCAAAUGGAGCGUGAUGCUAUAUAUGAGCAGGAGAGCAACGGAGGACAGCAGCACCACACGGACAGACCGCCUCACCUGCUGCACAUGCCCACGGACCCGCUACAGACUCAUCAACAGCCUUCCUCUCAGCUCCAAGCACAGCUGCCCCUGCCGCACCCCUCGCAGCCUCCUCUAUCCCAGCAGCCCUUGCAGCAGCAACAGCAGCAGACGGGACUGCGGCUUCCCCCGCGGCAACCCUCCACGGCUUCACCCGCCGAGACCGAGGACGAGAACCGCUGCAAGAGUCGACAAGCCAACCGCAUCUCCAUGGAGGCGCUGGGCAUCCUGCAGAGCUUCAUUCAGGACGUGGGCCUGUAUCCGGACGAGGAGGCCAUCCACACGCUCUCUGCACAGCUGGACCUGCCCAAACACACCAUCAUCAAGUUCUUCCAGAACCAGCGCUUCUAUGUCAACCAUGCCGGCAAGCUGAAAGAGCCGCCCGUGGGCUUCCCCUCGAACAACAACAAGGACGAGGGCCUGACGGACUUCAAGGAGGGCGAGCUGCUGCCCGAGCUGGACGAGAGCGUGCAGACCAACAGCACCAUGUUCUCCAUUAAAAUAGAAGAGCACCUGGCGGCCGAAACGCACGCCAUGAGCCAGGCCCAAACUGAGCAGGAGGCUAAAGAGUAACGGACCUCUUUCUUUCACUUCCAAUCCUCUUCUCUUUCACUCUCGUCUGUGUUCCAUGAGUGAAAACUGUAAGACUUUUUACACAAGACUGAAUAAUACAGAGAUGAUUAACUUUCACAGUUUUGUAAAGCGUGGAUUAUUUCACUGUAAAGACUCGUGCAUCAUUUCAAUAAUCUGCACAACUAAACAAAAUGUAAAAAAGGAAAAAAAAAAAGAAAAAAAAAAUCUUAAAGGAAUAGUUCACUCCUAAAUGAAGAAUUUUGUCAAAAAUCUUACUCUGAAAACCAGUUUCUUAUGAAGUGAAUGAUGACUUGGGCUGUCAAGCUUCAAAAUCACAAAAGCAUCAUAAGUAGUUAUUAAUAGUCCAUAACGGUAUAUAUAAGAGUAUGAUUAUGUUUGCUGUAAAUACAGCUUUUAUUUUAUUUUUUAUUUUAUUUCAUUUUAUUCAUUUUAUUUGAUUUAUUUUCGUAAUGGACUCAAACCAAAAGAUCAAAUUAUUCCUAACAAAUGAAUAAGUCUGACAUAAGACUUAUUUUAUAUAUUUUUUUUAUAAUAAGUCUUAUUUUAUUUUAUUUUAUAUUUUAAUUUAUUUUAGUAAUGUAUGGAAGCUUGUUUCUGUCAUGGAAUAAAAAAAGGAUAAUUGCGACUUUUUAUCUCACAGUUCUGGCUUUUUUUCUCAGAAUUGCAUGAUAAAAUCGCAAUUGUGUGAUAUAAAGUCAGAAUUGCGAGAUAUAAAGUCUCAAUUGCAAGAAAAAGUCACAAUUGUGUGAUAUAAAGUCAGAAUUGCAAGAUAUAAAGUUGCAAUUGCAAGAAAAAGUCAAAAUUGUGAGAUAUAAGGUCGCAGUUGCAAGUUAUAAUGUCAGAAUUGAGAGAUAAAGUCGCAAUUGCGAGGAAAAAAAGUCAUAAUUGUGAGAAAAAGUCGCAAUUACCUUUUUUAUUUUAUAUUCAGUAGCGGAAACAUAGUUCAGUAUUCAUAGUAUGGAACAAGCUUCCAUAGUAAUGGACUCAAACCUUAAGAUCAGAUUAUUCCUAACAUAAGUGCAAAAACUUCAAAAUUAUUAAACAAGAAUGUUUUAAUUUAUUUUAUUUCAUGAACCUAAUGGACUCAGACCAAUAGAUCAAAUAAUCCAUAAAUCAAGUCUGACAUUCGUCAAAAAUUUGAAAUUUUUAAACACUCAAAUAACCAAAAUCAUAUAUUAUGACUUGUUCUUUUUCACUUUCAAAAAAAAAAAAAAAAAAAAUAAAUAAAUUUAACAUUUUUUUUUUUUACUGUAAAAUUAAAUUAAAUGUCUGGAUCUAUGACAGUUAUUCACAUUAUAUAGUAUGGAAACUUUGAGCUUGUGUUACGGACCCAGCUAGUAAGAGCUGUGUGAGUAAACCUCACGUCUUUAGCCUCCUUGUUAAAGGGCCCGCCUCCCAUGCCAGGGACCUGGGUUCGAGUCCCGCUUAGAGCGGGUGGUUCGAACAGAAGGGGUUACAUCCGAUCUCAUGAAAGUAAGAUAACAGUUUUCUGUUUCUAUUUGGCGUGCUAUUUAUACACAGAAAUUACCAUUUGUGUGCAUAUGAUACACACGUGUUUGACGUGCAUAAAAUACACACUUUUCAUGCGCAUAUGAUACACACUUUUGGCGUGCAUAUAAUACGCCCCUACCCCACACCACUAAUCCUACCCAUUGCAUAUCAUAUGCACGCAAAAAGUAAUUUCAGCGUAUAAACUUUAACUAAUUAACAGUUUUUACCAUAACAUUUUUACAGUCUUUUACUGUUAAAAUCACGAUAAUUUUUUACAGUGUAUGAGUAAUUUUAUAUCACGUUAAUGUGUUUUAUAUCACAACAUGGUUUUUCUGAAGUCACAUGGCCGUGUUACGACAGCCCCAGUUCUCAUUCACUUCUGUUAUGUAGAAAUAUUCUUCAAAAUUCACUUUGUGUGUCACACGGGUUUGUGAGAAGAGAAAGCGAUGUUUGCGCGAACUAUUCCUUUAAGCGAACAGUACGUUGCUGUGGAUAUUUGCCGACUGCACUCGUUGUCUGUUGUUUUUACACUGAUUUUAAACUACUGAUUUUAAAAAAAGGAAAGUCAAUGGAGUUUGAUAGACUUUGAUGUUUACGUAUGUGAUGUUAACUGGAUUUUUAAAAAAAAGAAAAUGCAUGAAAUUGGAGAAGGGGGUAGACAAAGGCCUUAACGACGAGGUCCCGAGUCGAGCACUGCUGGCUAACGAGUUUUUCUCUUGGAAAUCAAAAGGAUCGCUCAGUCUCUGGAUCCCUAUGACCUGCAGGUAAACCGGGGGAAAUCUUAUUACUAUUUGGUUUGAAGAAAUAUAAAUAUAUAAAUAUAUAUAUAUAGACAUAUAUUAAUUGUAAAAAAGUAUACAGUCUUAAAGAAACUAUGCCAACAAAUGCCUUGUACUAUAUGGCACUGCCGACGUUAGAUUAUUUUGCAAAACUUUGGUCACUGUAAAAUCCUGGAUUUCCACAGUUUCAAAUGUGAAUCACAACAUCGUCCUGCAUUAUUUAUUUCCCGCGUUUUCCGAACACUUCCGCCAUUUUGCCGCUUUUCGUUUUACUGAUCUUUUUUCUAUUUAUAAAUGUAAUUUUGAUGGGCAGUAAAAUCAGAAGUGUCUUAACGUUUUAAAUGGAAAAUGUGCUUUAACAGUUGCCUAAAAAAAGUGCUGUAUGUCAAGCAACUCAUGCUAACGAGCUUCACGAUUAAUGUUGUAUGCAAUUUUUACUAUCAUGCAAAUAAGCUUAGGUAAAUGACUAACCUAUAGACCACCUUAGAGAGAAAAACAUAUGCAAUUUGUGUGAAAUCGAUGUUUGCAAUGUGUCUUCCUUUUGGUUAAUCCAAUUCAAAGCUAUUCCUGUAUAAAUAUGAUGUAUAAAAAAGUGGUUCUUUUUUUAUGAGUUUAUUGCAAUGAGAACACCAGUUAUUUUGUUACGACUGACUGUUUUAUAAGUGUUUCUUGGUUUCUUUAUGCAGAAAUGUUCUAACUAGGAGUGGUUACUGAUUGUUAAUGACACAAUUAAACUGUUUGUAUUGUACUCCGGAAUCUUUGCGUUAAUGUGCAUUAAAAGAAUAUCCACAGCGCAGGCGAAUCAGCCGAGCGGUUCUUGUCUGUGUUUCCGCAUGUAAGGAAGAAGCUCCCGGGUGGAAGGCAGGAUGAAGUCGUAUUAGAAGCGUGUUUAAGGGUAAAUAGACGGCAGGUGUUAAGGCCCUGAUAAUGAGUUGAUCUGCGGGGAUUGGAGGUGUAAAGCUGUGAAGGUGCGUUGACUUCCCGAUGAACUCCAGGUGAAGCUCGUAUGGAAAUCUGUCUCGCCCAUAUGGAGGUAAAUCAUCAAUGACCUCUUGCUUUUCCUCGAAGCAUCACAGUGUUGUUGUUUGCAGGCGUUUUUAGGGAUGAGGGUAAGUUCUAAAUCAUACAGCACAUUUUGCUUUUUUAUUAUUAAUAAAGUCCUUUGUUUUGUCAAACUUUGUACAUGUGGCAGGAGAUGAAGGCAAGUAUGUAGAUAACUGUAAUAUAUAUGAAACAUGGAAAAUACGCAACUUUGCAGUCGUGCAGAUUGUUUUGCUGAACUACAGCACAAUCGUUUGUUGUCAAACUGACAGCAGUUCCGUUAUUAUUGCAAGUGGGAAAAUAACUUUCUUUUUCUUUUAAAGUAUGUGAAGUUUAAUAUUUUAAUGUGUACAUUAGCAGGCAUCAAAUUUCAUGAAAAUGUCAAAUAAAAGUCCUUAUACCAUG
This is a messenger RNA of Ctenopharyngodon idella (grass carp), 7384 nucleotides long. RefSeq names its product DNA-binding protein SATB1 (gene satb1b). The record is from RefSeq and is a predicted model, not a curated record. Gene Ontology annotation, molecular function: DNA-binding transcription factor activity, RNA polymerase II-specific; RNA polymerase II cis-regulatory region sequence-specific DNA binding. The coding region runs from base 1155 to 3647 and encodes 830 amino acids. Lineage: Eukaryota; Metazoa; Chordata; Actinopteri; Cypriniformes; Xenocyprididae. The transcript is spliced from 13 exons. Gene Ontology annotation, biological process: regulation of transcription by RNA polymerase II; chromatin remodeling.